AUGCUUCGUGAUCUCUACGACGAAAGCUUCACGAAAAGGAUCUCGCCAUUCUAUAAGGAAGUCAUUAUCAAAGUGGAGAGAGGUGUUUGGCACGGCGGUACCAUUUCGCCCAAACUUUUCAGUGCCGCUUCUAAGAACAUCACCCGUGGGUUGGAAUGGGAAGACUUGGGAGUGAAGGUCGACGGCCGCUACCUACAUCACCUCCGCUUUGCUGAUGACAUCGUGCAUAUAACACCGGACAUCGAGCACGAACGCUUGCCGAGUUCGAUAGCGCUUGUGAAAAAGUCGGCUCAGAACUGA
Haemonchus placei is the source of this 300-nucleotide messenger RNA. Lineage: Eukaryota; Metazoa; Nematoda; Chromadorea; Rhabditida; Trichostrongylidae. The record is from the annotation of a GenBank genome assembly.